AAUUUUUUCAUAUCCAGUGUCUCUAAACUCCUCUCCCUUUUCACGAGCCGGUGGACUGUUUGAAAAACAUGUUAGGCACUGAAUUUAGGCCUAGUUACUCGAGGGCUCCACCCUCGCUCGCCUUCGCUUCCUUCUACAACAUAUGUACUAGCUGUCCUGAGCAUUUUAUACGCUGAUUGUAGAUAGGUUGCUUGAAGGGCAGAGCACAGCUUACCGAACUAUGACCUGCUGGCUCUAUAGCCUCAAUUCUGAAUUUGGAAUGCCUGACCUGCUGCGUUGACAUUCCUCCCUUCUUCGAAGCUAUUACGCUGGGCCAAUGGGCUUGCCGUGGAGAGAUAGAGAUUUCCUCCUGCUCUCCUUCCUUGACAAUUUGCGGCCAUCAUUGUUGUUAUUUUUGAUGUUUUUAUUGUUGCUUCUUGAUGUAUUGAUUUAUUGAUUUAUUGAUUUAUUGAUUUAUUGAUUUAUUUGUUCUCCGACUCUCCAGAGAGUUGCUCACUUUCAGCUUCAUAUUAUACAUACACAGUUUGAUAUUCCAAUCAGCAACACAGAGACCAAAUCUUUAUCCCAGUAUUUUUUCCAGUUAUUCUUCUGUGUCUUUCAGUCCAUUCUAGAUUCCCUCUCUUGUUUCGUCUUCUUCUGUUCUCAAAUCUACUUGUCGGUUAGAAUCAAGGAUCCCAACUCGGUUCUAGUUAAUUAGUGCGUGUGUCCUCCUAGAAGUCCAAAUCCAAGACACUCUCUUGUCAUUCGACUUGGAAGCGCAUUCUUCACAAUGGCUCCUCAAUUGUCUGUUGCUCGUGACUCCACGGAUGGUGACACCUCUGUUACCCAAAACCAGGAAUGUCUGCACCAUCGCACUGAAAGCCAAAGCAGGCGUAGGUCAGCCCGUCAUUAUCGUCCCCCCCAGCGGUAUUAUAGUCAUCAUACCUUUCAAACGCCGACACGGCACUAUGAAUUGAGGUCCAAAUGUCGUAUUUCUGCAAGACAACCACUUAGUCGAGAUCAGAUUAGCAAAAGACCAGAACUGCGACAUUCCAACAAUUCCGCCAGUAGUGGUGAUCAAAACGCAACAUGUCUCUCCAGCAAACCAUGUACUUCCGAGGGAAGACUUCUUGAGCAUCCCAUCGAUAUCCCUCAGAUGGUUACUCCAAGCGCCAGGGAGAAUACGUUUACCGAAGCUAUGAAUGGCGCCUUCAACCUUACAAAGUCCCCGCUUUGGUUGGGGAGAAAGUUGGCUGCUGCCACGCUUCCUGAGAAGGAGUCCUGGUUGCUUCAGAACCCGUGCAACCCAUUUGGCUCCGACACGAACAGCCACACGGGUUCGACCUCUUCCAUGACUGAUCAAUCCCAGAAAGAAGCGCACAAUUUAUCCAGGCUUGUAAACAGUCAAAACCAACCUGAUCGCAUGACUGUCGGGUUUGGCCUAGCUCAGAGCCCGACUACAGUUGAGACGGAUGAGUUUUCGCGGUUGCUACAAUCGAUCGAAUUGCACUCGCGGCAGUCGAAAGGUCUGGCAGACAUGGUAUCGAGCUACCUUGAGGGAGACGGAAGCCAUUCGGAUAUUAAUUCAGCGGUCGGCGAUGUCAAUAAAUUCUAUACCAAGCCACCCCGCCGCCCGAAUCAGAGUUCGGAAUGUAACCUCCAAGUUGCGUCCCUCCCAGGCGGCGGUGACAGCCCCGACCCACCUCGCGAUCACAGCACCCCAUUCCGUGGACAUAUGAUAGACCGUAUCGAUUCAGGCGGACCCGUGGUGGAUGUAGAGGACAACAACUGUGGUCCGGCAACGACCACCGUAGCUCCUGAGAAUAUCUCCCAAGACGAAGGCCCUAGGAUUGCCAGGGAUCGUCAAGGGUUGACUCGAAACCACACCACUGCCGAAAACAACCACACCCCGGCGAGCUGUAACGGUACUUGUACUUAUUUCGCUAUGCCACUCUAUGGGCUUCCACAGGAGCGGUUCUUGAGCACAUCCGAUUUUGGAGGUUUUUAUGAUACGUUCCUUCCGAGCGAAAAAACUUCAGAUGUCUCGUCGAAAAAAAGACCAGGGCAAAACAUCGAAGAUGCGUGCCAGUGCAAGCUAGAAUCUUCCUUUGGCUGCUGCAGCCAAAAAGCAAAGGCAUACGUUGACAAGCCUUACUCUUCAGAAGAGCUCCAGGUCUAUUCUCACUGCCGGGAAUGCCACCCAAAACGAGUUAAAGUUGAUCAUUUGGCAGCACAAUCCGACUCGGUUUACCAUAUCUGUGUAGCCCACCAGCCGUUUAAGGCCCCUUUACUUUCGCCAGGCGGAGGAGGUUCACACCCCACCGAAGCUACACCAGGGUACCAGCAAAGUUAUGAGUGCGGGCAGAAAUCUGCUGUGGUACCCGCUACGGCUAGCCCACAGAGUUGUGCUUGUCCAUCUCCAUGUUCAUGCCCACAGCCUUGUGCAUGUGAGUAUGUUGCAGAUGGUAAAAUGACCCUGAGAAAUGCCGCCUCUUCUGCACAACCACCACUUGGGAUAUCAAUCAAAUCACUUUUGUCUAACCCACAAAAUUGUGCUUGCCGACCUCAUUGUUCAUGCCCAUCGCCUUGUCAGUGCGGACAAGAUACCUAUGCUAAAGUGGGAAUGAGAGAUACCCAUCCUUCUGUACAGCUACCACUUAGGACAUCAAUUUGCGCUUUCCCCCUUUUUCAAGUUCAACCUCGGAACCCUGAUUUUCCUACUGGUGAAGUAAUUUCUUCCGAAAUUCACCAAUGUGGCGGCUGCGAAAUGCAAGCCCAAGACUAGGCAGAGAAUUUAGAGCAUCUCUUGAGCUCUCCUAAAGUUUUAUUUUGUCCGCUGUUUGCUCUUCGAUUUUCUGUUUUCCGUUAUCACAGUGGUUUCUCGGACUGGGGCUACAUUUCAAGUGGUGUAUUGUGUGAUAUUGAUGUUGCGCAGCACGGAAUUCCUCACCCAGGAGUUAAAACUUUUCACUCCCUUUCCUUUAGCAUGAUAUGUUGGUUUGACUAUUAUUAGCCACCGCAACAUUGUCGUGACUUUCACUCAUAAUAUCCACAUGUUGCAGUUUACAGUCGUUCAAUCUGUCGCGUUAGAAGUACCAAUUUGAAUCUUCAUUCGGUGCACCAUAACUGCUAAUCUCAAUGCUGGGUUUCUAGUUUUCGUCACAACUAGUUGCCAAGUAGUGUAGCGAAAGAUUCUCUCAAGUUCUAGCUCCGCGUUCCCACCCCUCCUCUACGCCGGGUAUUCCAAGUUUCAUCUGCCUAAUCGCAUCAGAUUCACGUUGGCAAUCCAAACCGCCAAUAAUAAGGCAAUAACCGGCUGCAGGAUAUAAUUAGGAUCAUGAAAGAAAAUUUUUCAAUAUUAUAUAUAUUUAUCCAACCGUUCCCGUCUAUAAAGUAGUAAGGAAGAGUACAAAUACAUAUGGAGGCCGGGCGUGGCUAAAAUGUAUGCAAGACAUAGAAACCAAAAGGUAAAAACUCCACUAUAUAAAACGGAGAAGAGAGAAGAGAGGUUCGGCUGUUGGGUCACAGCACACUCGUUCUUUUAUAAUUUUUGUGCGCAGGUAUGUGUGUGUGUGUGUGUGUGUGUGCGUGUGCGUGAGAGAGAGAGGAGGUGAGAGUGAGAGAGUGAGAGUGAGAGCACACGCGAAGAGGGACGGAUAUAUACACUGCCUACCAACCACCACCGGCCUUCCCGGCAAGUUCCGCUACACGAGCCAUAUCGCCCAUCCCCCCUGGAUCCUUACCCUUUUCCUUGCCCACGUCGCUCUCUACCUUUCGGAAAGUGGUAUACACAAGUUUUUCGAGUGGGAUAUUGGUGCUGCGGGACCAGUGGGACAACAGAUCGUCAAAUGGACGGUGACCUCUGUCGCGCGCGAUAGGGUGGGUGUUGGAGUUGGAAUCCGAAUCGGAAUCGGCUGAGAAGUAUGCUUCGUCGACUCGCGCUAGCCAAGCUCGCUGUUCCUGUGGCGUUGAUUUUUGGGUAGAUUGUGGCUGUGGCUGCUCAUCCUGCUGUAGUGGAUUGAUCGUGUCUUGCUUCGGGGUAUUAAUGUCUCGUACGUCCUCGACGCGUAUUUGCCCACCGCCAUUCGUGCAUCCACCGGGACACGCCAUUACUUCGACAUAAGCAUAAUCUGUGGCUGAUGUGUUGUUGGCUGCAGUUGCUCGCCCACUGCCUGCCCUGCGACCUAUCAUAGGCUUGGCGCCAGGGAGCCUAGAUGCGCGGGGGGGUUUUAGUUUCCGGACGAGGUUUUGGAUAUUACGGAAACCGUAGUAGCGAGCAGCUUUUAUAAUGGUAUCGCCUGAGGGAGAUGUUAGGGAAUAUUCAAUCACGUCAGAAUUUCGACCACGCUGCGUUUGGAUUUGGCUUCCCGGGUUUCGAUGUUGGUAAGCUGUGAGGAUGUGGAAGAGGUAUCCCCCCGACGUGCCAGCUGUGGACGGCUGGGUGGACGGGCCGGAUUUAGGAAAUAAGAAAGAUGCAAGGUAGGGAUCAGGGAAUAGAGGGGUAUAUGACGAAGGUAAUGGUUGCAAUGGGAGGUUUUGGAGCGAGAUAUUCCGCGACGUCGCUAGCAUGAGAACUUCGCGGGAUGUAAUGACGCAGUCAACAUCGCGGACGGGAGAAUGUGUGGUAGAUGAAGAUGAUUGCCAGGAAGCAUCUGUUAAUUCUUGCCGGCUAGCCUCCAGCUUUUUAUCGAAACAAGGCAUGAUGGCCAAGUGCCAAAUCUGGGCCGGUGAGAUGUUCAAUGCCUUGCUCAGCACGGUCUUCAACAAAGUGCCUGUAAGAGCUUGUGGAGAUUUUAGACGGGAUAUGUGAGGUAAGACGUGAGGGUGAGUCUUUUCGGCGUAACAUAUCCAUCCCGGACAGGCGGAUGAUAAGACUGGGCGCUUUGGGAUUGGAAACCCUUCGAGGCUAGGACUUCCUGAGUCCUCCAAAGACUCCAUAACUUCAUUCACGCUGAGCUCCAAGAAGACCUGCCGCAUAACGUUUGUAUCAACCACCCAGGCAAAACCAUUCCCGUGAGCGCCACCAGCCCUUAACCCUUGGGGGCCACCGAGGAAUUGCUCGAUCAACCAUCCGGCCUUGCGUUCAGAUAUUCCAUAUGUUGCGGCCAAGCUUGCUCUGACCUGUGGACUGACACUUGCAAUAAAUAUCUUCUUAUCGCCUUCUGCUAUGCUCUGCUGGCCUGCAGCAGAGAAACCGGCGUCAUCGCGUAAUGUUUGAGCGACACCGUGUCCGUUCCGCUCAUCAAUUCGUAAUUCGGGGCACGAGUCCAAGGUGUUAAGCACUUCAGCAUGCGACUGUAACGAUACCAAAACUGCUUCAGCAGAGGUGACGCAACCCGAACAUGCCAGACAAUCAGUCAGGGAGAUUUGAGCUGGGGGGGGGUUUUCCGGUUCGAUCUUGUCUUCUGUUGUAACUUCAUAUGCAUUCUAUUACCAGCAAGUUAGCGGAAAAGCUGAUUUUCUUUAAUUUUUUCUUUUUUUUUUUAAAAAAAAAAACAGGAAACUGCGAUGGGCUUUAACAUGUAUACCUCUGAGUUUUUAACCUCUUUGUGGGGUAGUGUUUCGAUGGGCUUUAUGCAAGCAACCCCUGGAGAAAUGAAGUCAUUCAAGUCAUCUGCAGACAGAAUUGCGCUCAUGGUGGCGGCACCAGAGCAACGACACUGUGCCGGUCGUGAAGGCGUCGCACCAAAUUUGUAGACCCUAGCUAUUCACAAAACUAACGAACGGGGUUAUAUGUGCCAGCAGAAACAAAAGACAGAUGUAGCAAACGUGACAGAAUAAAUAUACCUAGGUAUGGAGAAGGCAAAAAUUAUUUUACUUUAAUGGCCGUUGAUAUCCCGCUG
Molecule: messenger RNA, 5822 nt
Organism: Blastomyces gilchristii SLH14081
Lineage: Eukaryota; Fungi; Ascomycota; Eurotiomycetes; Onygenales; Ajellomycetaceae
Exons: 4
Coding region: 770-2764 (664 amino acids)
Source: RefSeq, a predicted model, not a curated record